UAGUUCUAUUGGAAUUUGUUCUAAAACUGUUUUAAUUUAUUUUAGUUGCUACCAUCAAUGUCAUGUGUGGCAAAGACUACAUUACUAUCAUGGUGAAUGAGGACUUUUUCCAGUACUACAAAGUACCUAUGGAAUCUCUGCACUUGAAGAAUGAGUCUUGUCGUGCCCAAAAGGAGGUUAUGUCUAACGUCCCAUACUACAUUGUGCGGAUAUCAAAGGAUCAGUACAUUUCCUGUGGUGGUAAACCACUGGAGAAAAACAUCACUCACAUUGCAUACGCCUUAACUCUCAUGUCGGCCCCUCAAGUCUAUGGAAAUAUAAUAAGAGACCCAAUGAUAAAAAUUGAGUACACGUGUAUCUACCCAUACAUCCGCACUGUCAGUUUGCCGUACCCCAUCAUCCCCUUCUCUAGUGAGACUGUGAUGCGGAUGGGUGAGUUGGAUGCCAAGGUGGAGAUGGCCCUCUUCACAGAUCACACCUACACAGAGGCGUUCCAAAGCUCACCGCUGAUCCACCUCCGGGACAGGGUGUAUGUGGAGAUCAAGGUCGUGGAGCUGGAGGACGUCUUCCACUUGAGGGUGAAUGAAUGCUGGGCCACACAGUCCCCCAAACCCAACCAGUCAGACGGCUCCGUUCACACCCUGCUGCGCAAUGGGUGUGUGAAUGACGAAACUGUCACCUUUCUCAAUACGACAAUGGGCGCCAAUGGAGAGGCCUCAACCAUCCGGUACAGCUUUGACAUGUUCCGCUUUGUUGUGGAGCCUCAUGACCUGUACCUGCACUGCACAGUGCGCUUGUGCUCCCUGGAUGAUGACGAACCCUGCAUUCCUGAGUGCAAAUCUAUAACCAAGAGGGCUGCAGUGCGUGGAGACCCAACUCAAGGUCUACUGUCAUAUGGACCAAUCAGGAUUGACAUACCAGACCGACCCCAAUCUAAUCUGCUGCUGCUGAUGAUUCCUGUGGCUGGCAUCUGGGUCCUGGGCCUCUUCCUCCUCGCCCUAAUCACCAUCGCUAAGGCAGGAAACCGACGACUGUCACAGCUAGCAAACCGCUGAAAUCCAACUUGAAUAAAAAUAAUAAUUUCUAUGACAAUUAAAUGAGUCCCUCUCUGCAGAAAUGUUGUGCCUUUGACAUUUUAUAAACAUGACUUACCACAGAGCUCUGAGCAUUCAGCCCUGUAGUUCAAUGUGGCUGUGGGUUACAAACAAGUUCAAACAUGAGUUACUGGUUUAAAUCAUGACUGGGCUCAUCAAACACCAACUCCUAUUAUAGUGUAGUGAUUCUUAGCUGUCAGCAGAUGGCAGUAGGAGCCAACUGGGUGGUCGGUCUAUAAUUCAUCCCCAGGGGGAGGGGAGUUUAUUUUCAAGAAAUUGCUUUGUCUAAUAGACUUCUUCCCACAGUAUGUAGGCUACAUUAACUUUCCUCCCGAUUUCUCUAGCAGAGUCACUGCUCUGUUUGUCUUCUCAGAAGGCAGUGAGUUUAUUGGACUCAAUGUAAUCCAGGAUCGCCUGCAAGAGGAAUGCGGUGGUUUAACUCAAAGAAGAAAUGCUGUUCUUACCUUUAGCUCAUGUGGGCCAUUAAGAACUGGGCAUGAAUGGAAAACUGACUCACGCCUUAAAUAACCCAUGAUCACAUAUAUUGGGAUAAUUUCUACCAGUUCUAACCCGAACUGUUUCGCAAACGAUCCGAUUUCAGCGCGCCACGACCCAAUGCCCAGUGGUUGAACUGCGGAGAGAACUUGAACACAAACUGGAUUUUGAACUCAACCAAAGAGUUUGACUAUGCAGUCACAUAGCAGAUCACUUGACGGCAAUUUUCAAUCACAUCUGAAUGACAGUCCAUUGCACGGGCGAACGAGGCUGCAUAAAAAUGGCAUCUCUCUGGAGAAGCGCUUCUCCGAGGCUGUGGAAACAAAUAAUGGCCUUAAUCGUCUUGCUCUUGCGCAACAGGCUUGUUACCAAUGCGGACGAAGACCAUUUCAACGCAGAGCUCUCACGCCAUCUAUCUAUCUCUGUUGUAUAAUUGUAGUCGUGGUGGCGGAGGUUUGGCUACCUGUCUCAAGCCAGCAGACAGAUGUCAACCAUGCAGUAUGGAUACCACUGGCAGCCUCCCAUUUCUCUCCCUCCAGGUAUUGACCUCUUCCUGGUUGCGGUGCAUGAGCUAGGCCAUGCUCUGGUUCUGGGGCACUCUGAUGGCUCCCCUUUACCAGUACAUGGACACAAAGAUCUUCUCACUCCCAGAGGAUGAUAGGAAUGGAAUACAGAAGAUAUAUGAUACUGGCGUUUUGAUGAAGAGUUUCGCACCGGUGACAGCGACUACCCGAAACCUGUCUCCAGGUGGGGCAAGGUCCCAUCCUCUGCUACCACCGAAAUAUACUCCUGGGCUACAAUAUCCGGACCCCUUCAACAGCCGGUAUGGGGCAUGGAACCCCGCAGAUCCCCUACGACUGGAAUACCGACAUAAUCUGCCCGAGGACUACAUUUACAUUUACAUUUAAGUCAUUUAGCAGACGCUCUACAGGCCCCUCAGGUGCGACGUCACCGCACGAAGAGGCAAAAACAGUCCUACCC
Messenger RNA from Oncorhynchus masou masou (cherry salmon), 2570 nucleotides. Its product is annotated as uromodulin-like. Gene Ontology annotation, cellular component: cell surface; apical plasma membrane. The transcript is spliced from 8 exons. Lineage: Eukaryota; Metazoa; Chordata; Actinopteri; Salmoniformes; Salmonidae. The record is from RefSeq and is a predicted model, not a curated record. Bases 63 to 1055 code for a protein of 330 amino acids. Gene Ontology annotation, biological process: neutrophil migration.